CGGAGGUUGUAGAGCUUUUCAAGCACGCAUCGCAAUAUACAAUCUUAUUUGAAAAAUUUGCGUGUUCAUAUCACUACCACUUUGGAUAUCAAUGCCGUUUGUCCGAUUAUGGCUUUUUGAAAUUGGCAGAUUUAAUGGAGUCAAUAUCCGGCAUAGUUGAGAUGGAAUUUUCAAAUGAAGAGGAUCGAAAAAUCUGUCUGUCUUCAAAGGCUGCUCAGCGUGUUUUUUCGGAACAAUUGAAGUUUUUGAUUGAAUCAUAUUCGGGCUCAAGUGAUAAUUUGACCAAUUUGCAUGAAGUUUUAAUAUACCAUAAGAAACAUUAUGGAUACCAAAUAGUUCCGCAAUCCUUAGGCUUUGAUGAUAUGCUCACUUGCAUAAAUGCACUUCCGUAUAUAGAGGUCAUUUCAUCUAUGGGACUCAUAAACAUCAAAUGUCAUCACGACGACCAGAUUUUCCGCAAUAAAUGUUAUGCUGCAGUACAUUUAUUAGUGGAAGAUAAACGACAGGCUUUACCACUAUCGGAUUUUAUACAAAUGUUUGCUGGUAGAUAUAACGAUAUUGUCGACGAACAUUUAAUAAGGACGAUGAAGCACGCAAUUGAAAUUCAGCAGAUGAACAAUUUUAAAUGCGUCAAGAUGACCAAAUUGAUGAUUUUUCUUGUGAAUUUAAUAGAUUUCAUUGGAGAGAGAACAGUAAAAUUGAAUGACAUACAUCAUUCUCUGAAACUAUCGAUUAAAUCAUGCUUUCCUUUCGGCUAUCCAAAUUUAAAUUCAUUUAUCGAAGCAUUUCCAGACGUUUUUGUAAUGAAUAUUUCAAAAACUUCUGCUACCCGUAAUGAAGUUUCAGUAAAUUCACAGUGUAUACUAUACAAGGCCGACUAUCUAAACGAUAACAACAACAACAAUGUUUUUUCAAAUUUCGAUUCGGCCUUUCCGGGAGCUACAUCAUUGGCAUUGCAAAAUUCAGUUCAGUCUCAAUCGUUAUCUUGUGGUAUGGCGGGUUCUUUAGAAGCAAAUACUUAUCCAACAUUUGACGUAUCGGCUAUUCCACCUUCUAUGAAUAGUAGUUUUUUUGGAACAAAGAUCACUUUUAAGCCCAAUAAAAUUAACGAGUCCAUCGAAUCUAUUGAUACAAGUCAAAAGAGUGUGGAAUUAAGUUCGGAAAAUAUGUUUCAGGAAGAAGAUGAGGAAUAUGAUUCUAUUUGUUGUAAUAACACAAAAAUUGGUAAUGAAAGCUGUUCAGUUUUUAACUCCUCAAAAACAAAGGACUGCGAACGAAAAAGCUAUGGCUGUCCACCAAAGCCGGACACACCACCAAUUUCACCAUAUUGGAACAACCCGAUUUGGGGAGGCGAUGAGACAUCCCCAAUCAAAGUUCAUAUCAAACUACCAGACUUGAAAGUGGUUAAAAAGACGCAGUUACUCAAUAGUCCAGCCAUCAUGGAGCGGUUAUGUAUUUCGAAAAAAAAGUUGAUAAUAUUACCAGAAACAAAUUAAAAUUCAAUCGGAGAAUUCAUAUUUUAAUUCAAACGAUCUAUAAAAAAAAUUCAAAAAUUGUAAGCCCUCUAGGAAAUCAUCAUUUUCAUCAUUCAUUUCAGUUUUGAUAUUAUUAUUGUUGGAACGCUAUCGCAGUGCGAAAUUUCGAAAAAAAAUGUGUUUACGAUAAUUCCGAAUAAUCAUUUCUGUAAAUCAUAAUUGAAACAUUGAAGUAAUUAAACACUUUUCUAUUUUGUCUACUAGUACAAAGUCCGUCAAAAUCAAAUAAAAUUUCAGUGUAAAAUUUCA
Molecule: messenger RNA, 1784 nt
Organism: Sitodiplosis mosellana (orange wheat blossom midge)
Lineage: Eukaryota; Metazoa; Arthropoda; Insecta; Diptera; Cecidomyiidae
Product: meiosis regulator and mRNA stability factor 1-like
Molecular function (GO): RNA binding
Source: RefSeq, a predicted model, not a curated record